Messenger RNA from Trichomonas vaginalis G3, 975 nucleotides. RefSeq names its product pyruvate, phosphate dikinase protein. Lineage: Eukaryota; Parabasalia; Trichomonadida; Trichomonadidae. Gene Ontology annotation, biological process: phosphorylation; pyruvate metabolic process. Gene Ontology annotation, molecular function: pyruvate, phosphate dikinase activity. The record is from RefSeq and is a predicted model, not a curated record. The transcript has a single exon. Bases 1 to 975 code for a protein of 324 amino acids.
AUGUUCCUUGGUGACAGAUCCGCAAUUGUCCAACGAAUGAUUUUGGCUGAAAACGAUGCAGAAAGAGAUGCCGCGUUGAAGGAAUUAGAAAAUUUACAAAUCUCUGAUUUCACAGCAAUGUUCGAAGCUAUGACAGAUCUUCCUGUUAUCAUCAGACUCAUUGAUCCACCACUUCACGAGUUCCUUCCUGAUUUGUUGAUCAUAACAGAAGAAGUAACAACAUUGAGGACAAAGAAAGAACUCGGAAUAGCAAUUGACGAAGAAGAGCUCGCAAAGAAAGAGAAAAUCCUUGCCAAAUGCGAACAACUCCAUGAAACAAAUCCUAUGGUUGGAUUCAGAGGUGUCAGACUUUGCUUGGUCAUCCCUGGAUUGCUCAAGAUGCAGUUAAGAGCAAUUGCAGAAGGUGUUUGCCAGGCAUUGGAGAAAGGAGCACAUCCACAUCCAGAAAUCAUGAUUCCUUUGACAUGCCACAACAACGAGUUGGCAAGAAUCAAGCCACAAUACGAGGAGAUCACAAACCAGAUCUUCAAAGAACACAACGCUGACAUUCACGCAAUGUUCGGCACAAUGAUUGAAGUUCCUCGCGCAGCAGUCAUCGCAGAUAAGAUGGCUGAAUACGCCGAGUUCUUCUCUUUCGGAACAAACGAUUUGACACAGAUGGGAUUGGGAUUCUCAAGAGAUGACGUUGAAGGUGGUUUCUUACAGCAGUACAGAGAGUGGGGAAUCUUGGAGGCAUCUCCAUUCCAGACAAUCGACCAGGAAGGAAUCGGUCAGUUGAUCGACAUGGCAGUAGCAAGAGGAAGAUCAACAAGAAAGGAUUUAACUGUUGGUAUUUGCGGUGAACACGGUGGUGAGCCGAAAUCAAUUGGUUUCUGCCAUAAAGUAGGUCUUGAUUAUGUUUCUUGCAGCCCUUAUCGUAUCCCUAUAGCUCGCUUAGCUGCUGCUCAUGCUUGCUUGAAUGAAAUGGCUAAAUAA